Molecule: messenger RNA, 2609 nt
Organism: Pipra filicauda (Wire-tailed manakin)
Lineage: Eukaryota; Metazoa; Chordata; Aves; Passeriformes; Pipridae
Gene: SLC2A9
Product: solute carrier family 2 member 9
Exons: 13
Coding region: 69-1658 (529 amino acids)
Biological process (GO): monosaccharide transmembrane transport
Cellular component (GO): membrane
Molecular function (GO): hexose transmembrane transporter activity
Source: RefSeq, a predicted model, not a curated record
ACUGCACUGAACAUCACUGGAAGUGAAGAAUACUUCAGAUAAGUGCUAUUACCUAGCAAAGUAACAGGAUGGAGAACAAACAGCAAAGCAACGGUGUGAUGAAAGAAAACAAGGAGGUGAAGAAAAAAGUGAAUUGGUCUGGGAGUCUCAUUUUAGCCUCUUUAACCGGUGCUUUUGGGUCAUCUUUUCUUUAUGGUUACAAUCUCUCGGUGGUGAAUGCUCCUGCAGUGUAUAUCAAGAAGUUUUACAAUGAAACUUGGCAGAGCAGAUACGGCUUCUCAGUGAAUGAAAGCACGCUGACGCUGCUCUGGUCUGUAACCGUUUCUAUUUUUGCCAUUGGUGGCCUUGUGGGUGCCAUUAUUGUUACCCCAAUUGUGAAGUUCUUCGGACGGAAAUGUACGUUGCUGCUCAAUAAUGUGUUUGCAGUGACAGCUGCGUUGUUGAUGUCCCUCUCCUUGCUGGCGGGGUCGUUUGAAAUGCUCAUACUGGGCCGCAUUAUCAUGGGUGUUGAUGCAGGAAUUUCCUUAAGUGCCCUUCCCAUGUAUUUGAAUGAAAUAUCUCCUAAGGAAAUCCGUGGUUCAUUGGGUCAGGUCACAGCAAUUUUCAUCUGCAUUGGCGUUUUCACUGGUCAAGUUUUGGGGCUGCCAGAAAUAUUUGGGCAAGAAUCUCGGUGGCCUUACUUAUUUGGAGCAAUCGCUUUUCCUUCAUUGAUACAAGUCGUGAUUCUGCCUUUUCUUCCUGAAAGUCCUCGUUACCUCCUACUUGAAAAGCAUAACACAAGUGAGGCAGAAAAAGCAUUUCAGAGAUUCCUUGGGAAAGAUGAUGUUUCUCAUGAAAUAGAAGAAGUUUUGGCAGAGUCUCGAGUCCAAAGAAACACCAAGUUAGUGUCGAUACUUCAGCUCCUGAGAACCCGUGCUGUGCGAUGGCAGGUGGUUACCGUGGUCGUCACCAUGGGCUGCUACCAGCUCUGUGGGCUAAAUGCUAUCUGGUACUACACAAACAACAUCUUCAGUGAAGCUGGGAUCAGUCAUGAAACAAUUCCCUAUGUUACGCUAAGUACUGGUGCUGUUGAGACUCUGGCUGCUGUUUUUUCUGGCUUGGUUAUUGAACGGCUUGGGCGCAGGCCUCUUCUUAUUGGAGGUUUUGGGUUGAUGGUUGUCUUCUUCUCUGUACUUACUGUCUCCCUGACUUUACAGAACACUGUGCAUUGGCUUCCUUACCUAAGUAUAUUUUGCAUCCUUGCAAUCAUUGCAUCAUUCUGCAUUGGACCAGGUGGCAUUCCAUUUGUCCUCACUGGAGAGUUUUUCCAGCAGUCCCAGAGGCCAGCUGCAUUCAUGAUAGCUGGAACAGUCAACUGGCUCUCCAACUUCGCAGUCGGACUGCUCUUCCCUUUCAUUCAGGCUGGUUUACAGACCUACUGCUUCCUAGUGUUUGCUGCCAUCUGCUUUGCGGGAGCGACCUACCUGUUUUUUGUCCUGCCUGAAACAAAAAAUAAGACAUUUCAUGAGAUCAGCCAGGCAUUUGCCAAAAGGAAUAAAGUAACUUUAGAAAUGCAAGAAAUGAACCACUACGCAGGGGAGAGGAAAUCGAGUGCAGAACAAGAAUCUGACUUCACGUCUUCAGUGGACAAUGGGGAAACCAAAAAAGAGAUUGUGUAAAAUCAGGAUACUCUCUCAGGGGAUGAGGGCAAACAUGCUCUUUUCAUUUAUAGCGGUGCACAACCUGUAUUUUUUAUGUGGCAUCAUGAACUGAUUCCCCCUUGAAUAUGGUUAAAGCGAAUAUGGGUAAAUUCAUUAGCAGCUGGGGUGAUGGUUGAGGCAAUGAGAGGCAGGAGUAUGGAAUCAACUGGCUUGGAAAAGAUCUCUGAGAUCAUCAAGUCCAACCCUUGAUCCAACUAGACCAUGGCACUAAGUGCAUGUAGUAGCAGCAACUGAUUAAAGAAAUAAGAGACAGGGUUUUCUUGGCACCUGUGAAAUUGGUGCUGUGGUGAGUGGGAUGGGGAAUAUGGACUUGUAGAAGUGAAGUGGCAGUGGGGAGCCAGGGUUGUGAGCAGCAGCUGGCUGAGCAUCCCCCUGUGCUCACAGGGAGGUGUGUGUGCUGUAGCCAGGAAGAGGAGGAGGUAGCAGGGAAAAGGGAAGAGAUCCCAGUGGGGGUCUGCUAAGGAUCAGUGCAAGCAAACCUAAAAUGUCACCAGCAUAUAUUUCUCCACAUUUCCCAAGAUAUCAUUCAGGUUGCACGUGAGAACUGAGGAACUGAAAGAAGACUCAUGACACUUCCCUGACCUCCCGUUCCUUUUCCAGCUAUUUUCACCUUCAGUUGUAUUUUCUGAACAUGUCCCACCUUACCACAAACAGGCAGCUGUGGGUCCAGAUGAGUUUCCUUGUCUCUCUUGCAAAUCCUGGUUGACUAGUAAUAGUAACAGUUUCUGGGUUUGUUGGCACUACAUUUCUCUGAAGAUAUAUACUUAAAUAAUUUUAUUUUUUAAGAAUAGACUCAGAAGCUUUACUAUGAAAAGAAAAAACUAAACCUCAUGAUGAAGUGAGAAAACUCUGGUGGUAUGCGUAGGGCAUAAUAUUAAAACAAAAAAUCAAACAUGCAGUGUUCCAAGG